AUGCCACCGCAACUAUUGAACUUGAAAAAUCUGGAAAGUUUAAGACAGUUUGCUGUAGGCAAAAAGAUUGAACGUAAGUUUCAAAAUCUGCAUGGUAAUUUGUGCAUUACAAAUCUUGAGAAUGUAGUAAAUGUUGAAGAUGUUUCGGAGGCCAAUUUGAAGGAUAAGAAGCUUAUUCGUGAACUGAUCGAGGGGUGGAAGGGUGAUAGUACUAAAGAUUCAUAUGGAGCAUGGAAGGUACUUGAGAGACUUCAACCUCACACAGAUAAUCUUGAAAGACUGGAAAUUAGAAAUUAUGGAGGUAGAAGCUUCCCAGGUUGGAUAGGACAUCCUUCAUUCUUUGGUAUAUAUUCUCUGAGCCUAUUUGGUUGUAAAAAUUGUUGUUCUUUGCCAUGUCUCGGACAAUUACCUUCCUUACGACUCCUGACGAUUGAGGGAUUUGAUUUGGUGGAAAGAAUAGGCUAUGAAUUUUAUUGUGAUGGUUCUUCUUUAGUUGACAGUAAACCAUUUGAUUCAUUACGAUAUUUAAGGUUUUCAAAUAUGCAACGGUGGAAGGAGUGGUCAUUGAUGGGAUGGAGCAAACAAGUUGGUGGUGGAGUUUUCUCAAAUCUUAAGUAUCUUAUUUUUUCAGACUGUCCGGAGCUAAAUGGAGCGUGCAUACCAGAUUAUCUUCCAUCCUUGACCAAUCUUCACAUAAGUGGAAGUAGUGACCAUCUGGUGGGUUUAUUAUUAAGGUGUGAAUAUCCAUCGCUUGAUGAGUUGCAUUUACAAUAUUGUCCAACAAUGCAGUCGUUUCCACAGGGGAAAUUGCCCUUCAACAUUAAAAAUAUUAAAAUAUUUGAAUGCAAUGAAGUAGUGUCACUUUCGGAAGAGGGUUGGCCCUGCAACUUAAAGUCAUUUCAAAUAAACCAAUGUGAGAAGGUGUUUGCGGAACCCAUAGAGUGCAAUCUGCGGAUGCUCACUACUCUUACUUCUCUGAAUCUCAAUUUGCUGCCAAACCUCAAAUCCUUAAAUGGGAUGGGUUUUGGAUGCCUUGUUUCCCUUCAAAAAUUGUACAUUAUAGCAUGCCGUCAGUUCCGGUGCUUGGUAGACGAAGAUGAGGGGCUGCCAACCUCUCUGACUACUCUUCAGCUCUGUUAUCUUCCAGAGCUCAAAUCACUAAACGCCAGUGCCUUUCGAAACCUCACCUCCCUUCAAAAUUUGCAGAUUACUAAAUGCACACUUCUUUAG
Molecule: messenger RNA, 1230 nt
Organism: Ziziphus jujuba (common jujube)
Lineage: Eukaryota; Viridiplantae; Streptophyta; Magnoliopsida; Rosales; Rhamnaceae
Product: putative disease resistance RPP13-like protein 1
Exons: 1
Coding region: 1-1230 (409 amino acids)
Source: RefSeq, a predicted model, not a curated record